AUAUUAUGGAACCUUCAACAAGCGAUACUACGGAUAAUCAACAAGUAUUAUAUCGAAAGAAAAGUGGACGUCCAAAAGCUGCGGCAUGGGUGUAUUUUACGAAGGGUUCAGCUACUGAUAAAUAUGGACAGAGUUGGUUCCAAAAGUAG
This is a messenger RNA of Scutellospora calospora, 149 nucleotides long. The record is from the annotation of a GenBank genome assembly. NCBI's taxonomy places the organism in Eukaryota, Fungi, Glomeromycota, Glomeromycetes, Diversisporales, Gigasporaceae.